Messenger RNA from Paramormyrops kingsleyae, 9381 nucleotides. RefSeq names its product slingshot protein phosphatase 1a (gene ssh1a). Gene Ontology annotation, biological process: negative regulation of actin filament polymerization; protein dephosphorylation. The record is from RefSeq and is a predicted model, not a curated record. Gene Ontology annotation, molecular function: phosphatase activity; actin binding. Lineage: Eukaryota; Metazoa; Chordata; Actinopteri; Osteoglossiformes; Mormyridae.
GUAGGUGGAGUCUCAGGGAGAUUCCCCUUUGCCACAAGGACCGCGCAGUACUGUAGGAGUCAGCCGAUACCACCAUCAUCCGUGCAGCGCCGUGCCAUUCUGUGACACGCUGGGGACCAGAAAUCCACGCUUCCUCUUCUCCACACUCAUGCAAGUCUCUUUGGAGUUGGUGCUCUGCUUUUGGCUCUUGCUGUUAUGCUCUGGUUACUUGGAAACCAUAUUGCAGAGUCAAAACUGUCUGUGGCGCUCCGAGAUACACUGGCCGCAUUCGAAAUCGUUCACACUCCCUGUGAUGCUCUUUCAGUGAACCCUGAGCUGGAAUGCUUGGUCGAGACCCCCCUUGAACGGGCCCCGUUGAGGCUCAGAUGCUUUUCUGCCUACGGACCCCAGCCCCCCCACCUCUCUCUCUCGUGUUGCGACUCCUUCUUUCGACUGCCCCUGUUAUCCAGUUCUGUGUCACAUGAACUCCAAACAGAGCACUCAUUGGAUGGCUGCACAUGCUUGGUCCUCAGUAGCGUUCCUCUUCCUCAAACCAACAACUAAGUGUUCAGAUGCAGAGAGGCCAAAUCGCCUGCCCAGCUUCAGAUUUGGGGAUUCCUCCUACGCUUGGUGGUGGCGUCCUGUGAACCAUUCUCCCGGCUGUGCCGUUAUCUGGGUUACGUGUGUUGUUUGUGGCCGUGUGAGGCAUCUCUAGGGUUUUGUUUUAAACCCCCCCCACCACCACCACCACCAGAGAGUGCUGGGAUAGCAACCCGAGGUUUUAAGAGGACAGAUAAGGUGCUCUGUUGUCAGGGUAAUGAGAUUUGGCCUGAGUAGUGCCUAGUCUAUCUGCAUUGUCCUCCCCUAACACAGCGCCUGGCAAAGAAUGCCAGGACAUCAGCCGGCCCCGGGGUCAGUGUUUUUUUUCAAAGCCCUCCGCUGAAGACCAGCGCGCUGUUUCCGCUCCUGCUCGCCCCCCGGGUGGGAAGCCAGGGGAUGGGGUGCGUUCUUGGCUCUCGUUUUUCUACAAGGCACAUGUGGAGCUGCUUUACUCAGAGGAGCGGCAGCCCAAAAAGUGGGACAGACGUCCUGUCGUUUUAUUGUACUACAACUUAAUGAGGGAGCCGCACCCCCCCCCCCUUCCCAAAGUGCGCACACCCAGAAGAGCAGAAGACGGAAUGGGACGGCGACCAGGAUAAGCUCAUCAACGCAAUCUCUGUCAUCCUGCAUUAACUAGGCUUUAGGAGAGCCUUUGCUCGUCACCUCUGUGUGUGUGUGUGUGUGUGUGUGUGUGUGUGAAAAGAGGAGGAGAAAGGGAGAGAGAGAGGGAGGGAGAGUGAGAGAGCGCAGCAAAUGCUCAACCCCCCAGGCUGCCAGCAGAGACACUGUUAUCAGUGACUAGCCUGCGGAUAACAGUGAAGAGCGAGGCUUUUCUCGUCUCUGGGACAAAUGACAGGGUGUCAGACUUGAUCCCUGCACCUGAAGCACACCUGAAGCAAGGUUCGGGGACACAGACUCCUCCCCUUCAAGAAGAGGAUCCAAGACCCCUGGCUGGACGAAUUAACACAGGAAGAUGCAUCUGGUGGUAGAGCCCUCCCAGAAGAGCAUGCUGAAGAUGCUGCCCUACUUUAUGGAGAACGCAGUGCUGACUCAGAAGGAGAUCUGCCGAAUCCUGAGUGAGAGCUUCUUCAUGGUGAAGGGGGCCGCCCUCUUCCUGCAGCAGGGGAGCAGCACCCAGGGCCAGAAGGCACACCCCCACCACAAGCAUGCAGGCGAUUUACCUCAGCACCUGCAGGUGAUGAUCAACAUUCUUCGCUCUGAAGACCGUAUUAAGCUUGCGGUACGUUUGGAGAGUGCCUGGUCCGACCGAGUGCGGUACAUGGUGGUGGUCUACACCAGCGGUCGCCAGGAUACCGAGGAGAACAUCUUGCUGGGGAUGGACUUCACCAACAAGGACAGUAAGUGCUGCUCCAUUGGGAUGGUUCUUCCGUUGUGGAGCGACACCAAAAUCCAUCUUGAUGGGGACGGGGGUUUCAGUGUGACCACAGCAGGACGGACACACAUCUUUAAGCCAGUGUCUGUCCAGGCCAUGUGGUCAGCGCUGCAGAUCCUCCACAAGGCGUGCGAGGUAUCGCGCAGGUACAACUACUUCCCUGGCGGCAUGGCGCUCACCUGGAUGAGCUACUACGAGAGCUGCAUCUCGUCCGAGCAGAGCUGUAUAAACGAGUGGAACGCCAUGCAGGACCUGGAGACCACUCGGCCAGACUCGCCUGCCAUGUUUGUCGACAAGCCAACGGAACGAGAACGGACCGAGUGCCUUAUCAAAGCCAAACUCCGGAGCAUCAUGAUGUUCCAGGACUUGGAGAAUGUCACCUCCAAAGAGAUCCGGAAUGAACUGGAGCAGCACAUGAACUGCAACCUGAAAGAGUACAAAGAAUUUAUUGACAAUGAGAUGCUCUUCAUCCUUGGGCAAAUGGACAAGGCCACACUCAUUUUCGACCACCUCUACCUGGGAUCCGAGUGGAACGCUUCCAACCUUGAGGAACUCCAGGACUCAGGGGUGGGAUAUAUCCUGAACGUCACUCGGGAAAUCGACAACUUCUUCCCGGGCACAUUCGCCUACUACAACAUCCGCGUGUAUGAUGACGAGACCACGGAUCUGCUGGCCCACUGGAACGAGACCUAUAACUUCAUCGUGAAAGCGAAGAAAAACCACUCCAAGUGCCUGGUGCACUGUAAGAUGGGCGUGAGCCGCUCCGCCUCCACGGUGAUCGCCUACGCCAUGAAGGAGUAUGGCUGGUCGCUGGAGAAGGCAUACAACUUCGUCAAGCAGAAGCGGAGCAUCACCCGGCCCAAUGCCGGCUUCAUGAGGCAGCUGGCUGAGUACGAGGGCAUCCUGGAUGCCAGCAAACAGCGACACAACAAGCUGUGGCGACCCGACCCAGAUUCUGAGCUCACCGAGGGACAGCCAGCCUCGGCGCCAGAGGACGUCACCCCCGAGCCGGGCUUUGUGCCCGGCAAUGAGGCCUGGGGUGGGGAGGGUGCUGGAGUCUCCCCCUGCCGUACAGUCGGCCUGGAGGUGGACCCGUCAGACCCGCCCAAUUACAACUACUAUUUCCGGAGGCUGUCGGACUCGGCGCUGGACAGCGACCCAUCCACACCUGUGCGGGCACCGCCCCUGCUGGAGGCAGAGCGCGUCUUCAUCGCCAUCGAGGACGUGGAGCGUGACGCGCUGCUGGACGACGGUGGUUUCGAGGCUCGCGAGUGCCCCUUGGCCCAUUUCGCCCUGCCCGGCGAGGGGACCGCGGCGCAGACGUACGGCCGGCCCGAGCCCCUGGAGGAGCUCCGCCUGCGGCUGGAGUUCAGCACCGUGGAGGAGGAGGACGAGGAGGAAGCGCAGAAGGAGGAGGCGGAGAUGGAGGCGCUGGCCCGGCCCAGGGGCGUAGUGGGUGGCUUGCAGGAGGCCAUGUCUGAGGAAGAGGCCCGGCUGUGCUCAGCCUCCCUGGUGGGCCAGUUGAACCGCUUCAACGAGAACAGCAACAACAACAACAACAGCCUCGGCGCCAAGUGUAGCUUUGAUGACGCUAUUGGCGACAGGAGCCCUAACAAGCUGAAGCCCUCAUGCCAGCCGAGCGACGCCUCCACGCUGCUUCACCCCGGUCUGUAUGCGGGCACCCUGGCUGUGGACCGCGCCCACAUCCUUAGCCCUGCGUGCGACUCGUUCACCGCCUCCAUAGUGUCCCCCCUGCCUAUGCUGCCACAGCCUAGUGUCAGCCCCACCCACACGCCGCCGUCGCCCAUGGCCUGUGAGGACCCGCGGCUUGAACUAGAUUCUCCUCUGGACACAAGUGAGCCGCCGGCGAAGGAUGGGUGGGAUGGGGUUGUGUCCCCAGGGGGCACCAUUACGAGUUUGGCCAUGCUGAAGCUCAACCUGGAAGUUGGAUUGCCGGCAGCCACUCCAGGGUACCUGACUAGUCACCAGGGGGCGCUGCUGCAGCUGCAGACAACCGGCCUAGUUCGCCGGCAUACUGAGCGGUUGGAGAAGCUUGUGGGCCUCUCGGUGGAUGGCCUGCACCCCGGGGGGGCGCUCACAGUCCCAGAGCAGAUGGACACCUCCUCAGAGGAUGCCGUGGAGGACAUGGAGGUGGACCUGGGCCUCUCGCCGGAGGCUGACGCACGGGCACCCUCACCCCUGCCGGGGCCUUCGGGGGAGGCCCUUAAGGGCGUGUCGACACCCACGUCCUCGCCGCUGACACGCAGCUCCAGCAGCGACAGCCUGCGCAGUGUCCGCGGCAAGCCGGGCCUGGUGCGGCAGCGCACACAGGAGAUUGAGGCGCGCAUGCGGCUGGCUGGCCUCACUGUCCCCUCACACCUCAAGCGCUCCAGCUCCCUGGCUAAGCUGGGCGGCCUCACCUUCUCGGAGGAGGACCUCUCCUCUUCCUGCUCCCCCUCCGACACCAGUGCCCCGCUCCUCUCACCAGAGCCUGGAGGCAGCUGGGACUGGCAGCGGGACCAGGCCAUCCUGGAAAAGGAGGUGGCGCUCACGAGUCUGCCACUAAUGAGCCCAAGGAGCUGACAGAACGAGGGUCACCUGACCUUUGACCCCAGCUGAAAUCAGUCAGACAGGCUUGUGUAAGCGAUAAUAAUGGGGACCUCUAGGUCCCAAACUGUAACAUAUGUACAUAGAUAUACAGUAUAUAUAUAAAUAUAUUAAAAUAUAUGUAUAUUAAUAUAACGCCACAUCAUAUUUAUGAAGAAUCCAAAUAUUAUCACUUGAUGAUUUCUGGGUUCAGAUUCUGCUUGCUUGAGCUCAAUGAAUGUGUGUGCAGGUUAACUGGAUGACCCAUUCAUAAGAGGCAAAAAAUUGGGUUAAAUAGGGGUCAAAUGAGUACAGCGAUUCCCCUAUGACAAACAGACAGCAGCUUUUGAAAUCUGGUUGUGUAUCUUGUUGAAUGUUCGUCGUUGCUUCACCCAGCGAUCUGUAUCCCACCCCCCACCCAGCUCGAGGUAUGAAACAUAUUUGUGUGAGCCGCGUAAAACAUAGGCAGCCCGACGCACUGGUGUGUUUUGACGUACAAUAUGACACGCUGAACAGCUGGGAUAUGCCUUCGGACAGACAGCAAAAUACAAUCAGAGUAACUUUCUGGAGGCUUUUGUGAGAAAUGGGAAAAUCUUGAGUGUCUUUUACAUUCCCCAUCUCUCUCUACCUAAAAGUAGCCUUUAAGUGGUUUGAGCCACUUUGUUUUAUUUGCAAAACUAUAAACAAAACCCUUACAGUAGAACAACUGGACUGUUAUGUGCAGUGGGGAGCAGUUGCACUAAAUUAGCUACUGGACUGUUACAUCUGUUUCUUGGCCUGUUUCCCUGAAUAUACAUACCACUAAGUUCAAAUGUUAAAUGAUCGACUGGUGAAAGCAAUAACUCUCUCCCUGUCCUUGUGACGCUGCGCUCUAGGAGACAGGUGACCUUAUAACACCCCCUACUGGCCGGCUAUAGUAAGAGUGCACUCUCCCUCACAUACCGCUCUCCAUAAAAACUAAUAUUUAAAACUAGUUUUACAUAUGUGUUAAUCAUUUCUUUUGAUUUCUUUGCCCUAAAAACAAAAUGAAUCAUGUAACUCACGUAUGAAUUGUUUUAUUUUCCUUAAGCUACUUCCUCCACUAAAGUUUCUGAAUGUCUGUCUAGUGACGUCAACCAAGGUGCUGACGGAUUGUUUCCGAAGUAACAAAGAGCAGUGCUGCUUGAUUCUGGGGGGGCUGAACAGCAGGAUCCCAGUGUGCACAUAGUGAGAUCACACAGAGACCUGCUAAAAACAUUAGGAAUGGUGUGUUUUUGUGCCUACAGUGGAGUGGAAUAAAAUACCACUAAAAGAGAACAAAUAAUCAAGGCGAAUCUUCAGGUUCCACAACCAAGCCAUAGAAGCUCAUUUAACCACAUGUUGCUUCUUGAGUUACCUCGUUUUGUUUGUUUGGUUGUUUGUUUUAAUUGCUUGUGUCAGGAGCUCACAAGCCAUUCUGAAGGAUGUCUUUGAAGAUUAUUUGUUCUAUAUUUUGAUAGAAAAUGACAGCGGAAAAAAUAGAGACGUGGACAAUGGAUUUUUAUACAGGCAAAUGUGGGUAAGUUCCCAUAUUGCUCUGCAUCGUGUGAUGUGAUGGGGGAUGGUGGUUGCUUGUAUUGCAUUGCUUGGUGUCCAUGCCCACCUAUGUUCCGACACCCCCCUCCAAAUUAUUUUUUUCUCAGUCUUUGCUUUGAAGUGAUAACUUUCUACCUCUUUGAUUUACAGCGUCAAUGGGCUGUUCAUUUGUAGGGUUUAUCGUUUUCUUUCUAAAGAGGACUGAAGUUGGCAUAUACAACAGUCUAACAUCAGCUAAGUUGAUUGUAAUGUGAUCAUAGAACUCAGGCUUGGGUACAUAAGGACCUAAAAAAAUCUCCCUUCUCCAUUUUUUUGUUUGUUUGUUUGUUUUCUGAGCAUUCCUACGGUUUUCAUUCGGAGGUGGUUCCUCUGAGGUGUGAAGUUCAAGCCAAGCUGUCGUCUAUAUUGUGUCUUGGUGCAACUGCUGGAAUUCGGCAGAUUGUCUAAACUGGCAGGCUGCUUCCUAAGAUACACUUGUCUGUUUUUCCCACAAGGCCCGACUGUGAACAUGUUGCGAUCUGGACCUGGGCUCUUGAAUGGAACACUGAAAAAUGCUGCCAAUGGCCCUCGCGUGAUCUUUUAAAAUUCUGCAGGCCUGUGGGAAUGCAAACGUCGGAGGCAACGUCGAUGUCAAACGGACCAGCUAGGCUUCAAAAUGCCAUACAGCAGCCAGAGAUGCUCUCCCCCUGUUUGGAUAUGAAGUGCACCAACUGUGUUUCAUUCCAUUCCAAAGGCACGCUAGUAACUGAAGGUGCCAACCGUACUUGGGCUGUACUGGGUUGGGUCCUGUGUCUGGGGUAGCGAGGUUCAUGACUCCAUCUCCUGCAAUAGCUGGUACUCUGCCUACUCUGGCCCAUCAGGUCUGAUGCCAUGGGACAAAAUUUGUUCACAAGUUCCAUUUUUGAGAAGACAACCUAUGUUUCCUUGCAAAAGUUUACAUCUGCUGUUAAAGCUCUGUUUGAGGGUUUAACAAGGGUUUCCUGUCCACGUUUGUUAAUGUCACAGGUGCUUAUAAAUCAGUUAUGUUGCUACUGUUCCUCUCUGUGUACUGGCACUCUGUGCUUUGGUCAUUCCAGGGGGUACGUCAACCGAUGUCUUUUGAAUUAUUUAUUUCCUUUUGUAUUUAUUUUUAAAAAUUGGCACAUAAUAUGCAAGUUGUUUAUGGAGUUGUGUAUGCAAACUUAUGCUAUUCUACCAUUGAUUUAUUUUAUUUUAACAUACUAUGCAGUCAAUCGUGUGUAUCAGACACUUGUGAGCUGAGCGUGCAUCUGCGUGUAACACAAAUGUUACAUGGUUACUGUGAAUUUAUUUGAAAAAUAACAAUGAUGAAUCACAUCACAUGAUUAGACUGCAUCAUGUCUGUGUGGGUAAGGCUGGACUGGCCACAUAGAACUGGGCUUACUAAGGAUGCACAAUUGAGCCAGACUUCUGCAAUAUGUACACAAAUACUUUCUGGUUAUGGUUAUGUCUAUGUGUGUGUGUGUGUAUUAUAUAUAUAUAUAUAAUUUAUGUAUAUAAUAUUACGUGCAGACAUACACAUGUCCUUUUAUAUAGGAAAGAUACUGAACAAUUCGCAUGUAAUUAUGCAUCUUAGGGUAUACUGUACAGUCACAUCCUUCUUGACCAAAUGUUCUGGAAACUUUAUCUUAUUCUCUGUUGAUGACGGGAAUUUCGAGGGAUCAAAGGCUGGUGACCGGUAUUGGGCAUUUCAGGUCCAGAGGCUACAAACCCAGAGCAAGAUUUUGUUUUUACCAAUCAGUUGAGCAUAUAGAGUCACAGUCACAGAGUUACUCACCUGGUUGGGAUGAAGAAACGAGAAACAAAAUCUUGGUCUGGAUUUGUAGCUUCUAGGCCUGAAAUGCCCAACAUUGCUGGUGAUAUUCUAGGAUAACUGACUGGCCCACGAACUGGACGUGAAAACUGUUUGACAGCCAGCAGUCUGGUGAGCUACAUUUAAUGCUAAUGUGAGACUUGAUCCAAUGGUUUUUUUUUUUUGCUUUAUUUUUUUAAAUAACAGCCCUUGAGUCCAGCUAAACCCUGUAGGUGGUGAAAGCAAUAUCCAGUAACCAGCUACACACACCAUUUAAAUAAAUUAAAUGCUUAAUUGAUGAAUUAACAAGGUCUAAUGUGAUUUGAAGGAAAAUCUGUUGUGAAUACUCAGUUCUUUAGUAUGGUGUGUCCCUGUGUGGGUAUAGUUAUGCUGUAGAUACACACCUGUAUGUCACUUUAUCAGUAAAGUGUGAUGUGUUCCUCACAGAGCUUCUUCUCUGCUUCUCACACCUACAUUUGGGUGUUGCCAUGUGCUUCUUACCUGUAAUGGGUUUGUCAUCCACACAGUUACACCAUUGGCAGCACAGUACCAAUGGCCCCGACGGGGUGCUCCUCUGUUCGGCUAAAUUGUAAGUGUUCCUAGGUGGGUGUAUGUGUUUACAUGCCAGCUAGCUUAAGUCAGUUUGAACCCACUGCUGUAGGCCACGCCCCUCCCCAAGCCACACCCCAGUAAUUUCUCCCCAUGCCACUGACACCGCAGCCACAAGCAGCAUUCCCACCGCGGCAUCACUACGCUACGCAUUCCCUUCAUAUGUAAGUGCCUUAAACUGUGAAGCCACCGCGGCAUCGCCCGCGCCAUCGGGAACCCCACCCCCCAGUCAGUCGUGUUGUGUGCGAGGAGGCCGGAGCAGGGAAAGUCAGCCGAAUAGCAUCCUGGCCCAAAUCCUUCAAUUCUUUGGAGACGGAAGGAAAAUGUGUAACUUGUUUACCCCCCUUCCCCCCUCUUCCAUUAUGCUCACUGUGCCAGAUUUUUAUUUCCAAAGGUUUCCAUUCCAAAGUUCUCUAGGACGGAUGUUCUAAAGUGGCAUUGAUGAUGAAAGUCAAAGAAGUGGUUGUAGAGUAGGAUGCCCACUUGACCACACCCCGUGACACCGGCACCUUUAGGAAACAGAGAGGGUUUUCUUAUCAGUGUCAUCAGCACAAACCCAUCCGUGACCUUAAGCUUCCUCUCACUGCACGACUCUCUGCUGGUUAUCAAAGAUCACUUUAAAAAAGAUAAGAGCAUAUUUACGGCGAUUCUCCCCCCAGUCUUCUGUCAGGACGUGUCGUUGUUUUAGUUUUUUAAAGAAAUAUAUUUAAGUAUGUGCAGUAUCUUGUUUUGUACUGUAAAGUUGCUGUAGUUUAAAUGCAUACUGCACUUUUUUUUUACAUUUGUUAAAACAACGUACUGUAUGUGUUUAUUAUGGAAAUAAAAGAUUUUCAUUUUAUUGCUCACUUAA